CUUGUGUUACUUUGAGUUUUGAGUGAGAGUUGAGUUGAGGAAUAAGGAUUGAGGAGGAGGGUGUUCCAUCCCACAAUAAUACAGUACGAAGGGGAAGGAUACAUAGUUAACAAACAAUAAACCCUAAUCAUGGUAAAAAAGUGAAGGUUGUCAUUUUCAUUUAGAUUGUGUUGUGGCUGGUGAAUAAUUGUGACUUAAACUUUAAUAUUACGAUUUAUCCAAAGAAUGUCAUAGCGAAAAGACAUAAUGGAGAUUUGCGACAUGCUCAAAGAAGAAGGAUGGCAUCUGUCCAAUGAUGCUAUCCAGCGAAUAUCAGAGAAUGGAACAAUCACGAACAUUCGCACUCUGCACAAUAAGAUUCUAGAUCUGGACCUAAGAGAGAUAUCAGUGCCAUUUUUCCCAGAUGAUAUUGCGAAGGGAAAACUGGAUUCUGUGCCUGGGAACGUGAUAGUGCAAGUACAGAAGGUCAGGAAUAUUUCCGCACCGAAGGCCAAUGAGGAUUCCCAAGCUGCACCUCGUAUGUUGAAGAUUCUGCUCACUGACGGACAUACUACUUGCUACGGCAUUGAGGUGGAGCACAUUACUUCCCUCAGCCUCAACACAGUUCCUGGUACCAAGGUGAUGUUGAAGGGAGAGUCACUGAUGAUGUCUCAUGGUCUGAUGCUACUCAAGCCUUCCGUAGUGUCUGUGUUGGGUGGACGUGUCACUGCGCUCAUAGACAAGUGGGAACUCAACAGGAGUUUAGCCAAGCACACCAGAGGUCGUAUUGGGGAAGAAGGUGGACCUCCCCCUUGGAUACCGUUUGGCCAGAAGAUCCUUAGACCUAACCUGCAGGAUAAGAAUUUCAAGUCGCUGGUAGAUCUUGGUGGCAAGGAGAACGCAGAGUUUGAGGCUCAGAGGCAAGGUGCCAUAGCGGAGGCAGCUCGGGGAGGUGCUCGUAAAGUGUUUGGAGGCGGCACCAAGCCUAUCGUCGAUCGCAAUGUCAGGACCAUCAUGGACUACGGAUACUCUCAGGACCAGGCAGAACAGGCUCUACGACAAACUAGGAACAAUGUCGACCGAGCACUGCAGAAUCUCCAGAGGAGGUCAGGCAGUGGAAGAGAAGGAGGCAAGGGUGUAGGGGGAGGCAGAGAGGAUGGGAGAGAGGAGAGGAGAGGGGAGAGAGGAGGCAGGCGGAGAGGUGAUAGAGAUGAGGAGGGUGGAGGAGGACCCAAACCUUCCGGACAAGUAUCACUGUUUGCCUUCUUAGAAGAUAAACUACCUACUUCCACAGAGAAGGAAGAAAAGGAGAAUGAGAACCACCCGGUGUCAGGAGGAUACAGUCACUCUAACAACCAAAGAUACAACAACUCGUACCAAAAGGGUCGGUCAGAACGAGGCGCCAAAGGCCGAGGUCACUACAAUGGUCCUUCGGAGUCUAGGAACCGAGAUGAGCGCAGUAGACCGAACAACCCGCCUGUACAGAACCAGAAACCUCCUAGGUUUCAAAACCAGCAGCAAAGACACAACGAGUCGUAUCAGAGCUGGAACUAUAGCGAUUACAACUACGACGACAGGAACAACUUCAACAACCGGUUGGCCCGAGGCUACGAGGAUAUGAGCGGAGACAAUUACAACAGAAGAGCGCCUGCAAUGCCUCCGACAUACGAGCCUUCCCAUGACUACAGCCGAGGUGGCAAUCGUCGCUACGACAUGCACUCCAGUAACGGUUCGACAUACAAGGGCUCUCAAGCGCGUCAAAUGAUGGAAGCAGGAAUGCCGGAGAUUCCAGAGUUUCCGUUCAAGGACGCCUCCUCCUUGCCACCUCUCCUCUCAAACAAUACUCCUAGUUACUUCCACAACACUCCCCCGCCCACAAUUCCACCCCCGCCUCCAGGACUGGGCACCAAUGGGGAAACUCCCGCCUGGGUAUGGAAGAUCGGGGACAAGUGUAUGGCCAAGUACUGGGAGGAUAACAUGUAUUAUAACGCAGAAGUGACUGGUUUAUCUAAGAAGACGUGUGUGGUUAAGUUUUUAGAAUAUGGAAAUUUUGAGGAAGUCCUCCAAGCAGACUGUAUACCUGCAACUGAGGAACCCUUGAGCCACUCUAACCAACACAGCAAUGCAAACUCAACUCUUAAUAGUAAUAAUAACCAUUUUUCUGGAAUUCUCGAGUUCCGGCGAGGUGGAACGCGUCCAUACAUCAAGUCGGUGGACAGCAGCCAUCGUAAGGCGCAGCGCAAUUCACAACAGAUGUAUGUUCCUCCCGCACAACGUAAAGACUAAUGUAUAUAGUCGUGUUGUACGAAACGCAUUACAAACACGAUAAUGUCACAUCAACACUUUCCUUACAGUCUUUUUUGGUCAGUAAUUAUUUGGAAAACCAAAGUUUGGCCAAAAGAAACAGUUAUGAAUCUGUAAUAUUCUGUUUAUUCUAUUUUUGAGAAUACAUUGAAUCGUAUGUGAUCACAGUAAGAGUGUAUAAAACUGGAGAGUGUGUUGCUUUUGUUAUCUUCUCAAAGUUAAAAAUCCACACAACUUUCACUUGAAGACACUGGACAAGAAUAAUAUCCCUUUAAUGAAAACAGCUGGUCUUAGUCUGUAACAAAGGUACACGUGGCACGUCACUUCACUAUACCAUCAUACUUCUCUCAUAUUUGGGUAAAAAAUACACACCUAGGUGGCGUCCCCAUCUCAAUUGCCAAUGAUCGGCAAUAGUACAUUGAAUUGGAAAAAAUAUGUGUUUUUAGCUUAGAGGAGAAGUUUGAAUGUCAAGUUGUGCAAGUGAAGUUGUCAAUUUAUAUAAUUUUUUUUCAUUUAUGUUGUUCAAGUUUUGUUGAUUUUUUAUCAAUGCUGGUAUUUUUCAUUGCAAACCCUGACUACUUUAUAAUUUGUAUUUAGAACCAAACUUCUUUAGAUCAUUAAGAAUCUAUUGAUUAUGUCUAUACUGUCCUCAAACUCUGUUGAUCAAACUCUGUUUCUUACGCAAAUUUGGAUAUUUUACUGACCUGCAGUAACAUGUUAAUCAUUGUUGAAUGUUGAUGUGACAACCGUUCUCUUAGUAGUUAAGUCGAGUUUGACUCAACAUUGUGUUAUGACAGCCUUAGUUGUAUUAACAGCUUUAUGUUUACUUAAAUCAUAUAACCUAAUAUUGUAUUUUUGUUAUGUUGAAUCAUUGUAAAAAUAUUUAUUGUUGUCAAGUAAUGUUUUGUUGACUAUAAGGUGUACUUUGUCCGUAUUUUGUUUUAAAAUUAUUGUGUUAUUUUUUUCAAAUUAUUGUAGUAAAAUAAAUUAAACAUUUCUUAAAUCA
Messenger RNA from Macrosteles quadrilineatus (aster leafhopper), 3289 nucleotides. RefSeq names its product tudor domain-containing protein 3 (gene Tdrd3). The record is from RefSeq and is a predicted model, not a curated record. The transcript has 15 exons. Gene Ontology annotation, biological process: mRNA processing. Gene Ontology annotation, cellular component: cytoplasm; nucleus. Gene Ontology annotation, molecular function: protein binding; RNA binding. The coding region runs from base 247 to 2265 and encodes 672 amino acids. Lineage: Eukaryota; Metazoa; Arthropoda; Insecta; Hemiptera; Cicadellidae.